AUGAGCUCCAGUUGUUGCUUGCUGCGAUUGCUAAUUGUUGCCGUAUUGCUAACCAUCGCCUACUGUACACUCCAAUGUACAUCGGACGAAACGUGCCCCGAUGGUAUGGGAUGCUUUGAGGGAGCCUGCCAGCGUGUCUACCGUAUGCAAAAACGGGAUGGAGUUAGGACAGCUCGCUCGGCUCAACUUUACUGCGAAAGCGACGACGAGUGCCUGCAACGACAGGAUUAUCGAAACAAAUGCUACCGUAACCAGUGCAGCCCCCUGUGGCUCAACCGACUGAGGAUGGGC
Messenger RNA from Mesorhabditis spiculigera, 291 nucleotides. The record is from the annotation of a GenBank genome assembly. NCBI's taxonomy places the organism in Eukaryota, Metazoa, Nematoda, Chromadorea, Rhabditida, Rhabditidae.